GCAUAAAUUCCAUAUGAACGAUAUUUCAGACGAGUUCUUAGACAGAAACCUGGUCGUAUGAUUCCCUAGGGGGAAAAUCAGUAAGGUUCAAUAUUUUCCAUCCAAACAGGUGGUGUUGGACGUUCACGACUUCAUGAACGAAGACGUCAAAGUGAAGGUGGUGGACGACAGUGAACUGGUGAUAGAAGGCAGCGUCGAGAAGCGACAGGAUGGCGCCGUCUCAAAGAACACUUUCUGUCGACGAUUCUCAUUCCCAGGUCUCUUGAGCGAAGACACUGUGUCCUCGUCCAUGUCGACAGAUGGAGUUCUUACUGUCACUGUUCCAAAGAAGAAUUCCUUAACAAACAAGGAAGCCCAAACUAUCAAAAUCACUGCCUCGCACAAAAACUCUGAAGAUGCUAUAAAUGCACUCAAGAAUAUCACAAGCAACGUCGAAGCAAAACAAGUUAGUUUCGAAGGAAAAACAUCAAAAUCGUCUCGAGCGAAAGUGCAAGAAGAUCAGGCUCAGUCGACGGAGUCUCAGAACACACAGGCUUCGAGCGACUCGACGGAGGCCAAGCCACUUGCUCCCUUCCACCUUCUUCCCAUUUCCGAAAGAGGGCCUUUCUUCGGCGAUUCCUUCUUCCAGGACACUCGACAGACAUUCCAACAAGCCGUCGACCAAGUUCUCAAAGAGUGGGGACAACUGGACUCUGCGAGCGACCACAUGGACAUGUACAGGAACUUGCGAAAACACAACUUGCAGGAAGAGAACCAAGCCGUUGCCUUCAAUGAGGACCACCAGUGUUAUAAGAUUGUGGUGGAUGUACAAGACUUCAAGGAAGGCGACGUCAAGGUCAAAGUGGUGGACGAGAAUGAGCUAACAAUCGAAGGUAAUUUGGAGAUCAAGCGAGACGAUUCCGUGUCCAGUAAGAGUUUCUUCCGCCGUUUCUGCUUCCCAGGACUCGUGAGUGCCGACACCGUCACGUCUGUGAAGUCAUCUGACGGCAUCCUCACUGUCAACGUACCAAAGGCAACAUCGCAAUCUAAGACCAGUACGGCCCCUGAAACUUCAGAAUAUCAGGUUUCGCAGUCUUCUAACAGUGCAGAAGAAAAACAAACUUUCGCGAAGGAAUCAACAUCAGAAAGACAAAGCUUUCACUCCGAACGCCGGAAUGUAAGUGUAAGAAGGACUGAAGCGACAUCAUCAUCCGUCAUGAGCAAUAUCGUCAGUGAGGAAAAUCAAGAAAACGACGCCUAUAACAAAGUCAUUGAAAGUGGAGGCACGCUUCUCCACAACACACAGUCAAGCAAAGACAUUAUGAACGACCAGUGUCUUCCCGUCUCCUCGAAGGGUCAGUUCUUCUCUGAUUCCUUCUUCGACGAUGUUCGUAAGGACUUCGAAACGGCUGUCAGUGAAGUCCUCAGCAGGCAUGACAUUAUAAGGAGUGCCAAUGACGAUUUUUCCUGCUAUCGAAGCCUACGGGAACGUGAACUCAAGGAUGAGACUCAAGCGAUGAAGACCACAGAAGAUCAACACGGAUUUAAGGUGGUGUUGGACGUCCACGACUUCAUGAAGGAAAACGUCAAAGUGAAGGUGGUGGACAACAAGGAGGUGGUGGUGGAAGGUCGUGCGGAGAAGAACGACGGAACCUUGAGGUCAAGCAAGAGCUUCUGUCGGCGCUUCACUUUCCCUGGCGCAGUAGACAUGAAUGCUGUCACUUCAGCAAUGUCCUCCGACGGUGUCCUCACCAUCACUACGCCAAAGAUCUAAGAUUGGAGAAGAGAGAAAUGUUGAAAAAAUCAAAUAUACUAGAACUAUUCCAUAUAUAUCAAGGAUAGAAGUUGUUAUAAAUGUUGUUGAUGCAGCUGUGAAAUUAAACGUUGAAGAAUUUUACUGACUAGCAAUGGUGAAUUGUAUUUUUGUAUAAAUCUAUUUUCAUAA
Messenger RNA from Penaeus indicus, 1924 nucleotides. RefSeq lists its product as uncharacterized. Gene Ontology annotation, biological process: response to heat; protein refolding. Gene Ontology annotation, cellular component: cytoplasm; nucleus. The transcript is spliced from 5 exons. NCBI's taxonomy places the organism in Eukaryota, Metazoa, Arthropoda, Malacostraca, Decapoda, Penaeidae. The coding region runs from base 134 to 1753 and encodes 539 amino acids. The record is from RefSeq and is a predicted model, not a curated record.